This is a messenger RNA of Symbiodinium necroappetens, 225 nucleotides long. The record is from the annotation of a GenBank genome assembly. Lineage: Eukaryota; Dinophyceae; Suessiales; Symbiodiniaceae.
AUGCUCAUGAGCAGAGCCACCGACCGCGACGACAUGAUUGCGAGUCCCUACCACGACGACGAGGACGAGGACGCGCAACAACAGCUCUUGAUCGGAAGGGCCUACCUCAAGCCACUUGUGGAUUUGGGGCUGAGUGACGCCUUGGACGGCAACUCCGCUGGGAUUACCGGCGAGCUCCACCGUGCCCCGAUGCAGUACUGGAGACGUCGGGGUCCGAGCACAUAG